Messenger RNA from Lentinula edodes (shiitake mushroom), 885 nucleotides. RefSeq lists its product as uncharacterized. Lineage: Eukaryota; Fungi; Basidiomycota; Agaricomycetes; Agaricales; Omphalotaceae. Bases 1 to 885 code for a protein of 294 amino acids. The transcript has 6 exons. The record is from RefSeq and is a predicted model, not a curated record.
AUGCAUUUUCAACUUCUCUCCAUCACCUGUACUCUGGUACUUUUGGUUGCAACUGCCCCUGUUGACAAGCCAAGGGUCAGAGAUGUUUUGAAGCUGGCAAAUCCCAAAUCCAUCACCAGAAUAUCUAGCACCCAAGACAGUGCAAAUAUCAAUGUGUGCCAUGCACUCACAAGUAUUAUUGGUUCAAAUCAUUCCAAUAAGAGCAAGCGAGCUGAUGUUCAACAUCCUGCUGGGAAAAGCAAUGUUGUUUUGUUCCAUGGCACCUAUAGCAUAGCCAGUGCUACUGCUCUAAAAUCUGAAGUAAAUCUAGAGCUAAGUGCUAAACAUGGGGAUUUGCAUAGCACUAUGGUCUUCUUUUGGCUGCUGGUCAAUUUGCAUGCAGAGAUGUGGAACCAAAAGCCUAUAUUCUUGAAUAUGAAUGGACUGGUGCAAGUGAAAGACUAUCAGGCAGGGGGUGAUUUCAAGGCAUAUCUUGAAUAUGAAAAGUAUGCAUAUCCUCGCAAUGCUGCCCUGGACCAAGUCAUGAAGGACAAUGUAAUGAUUUCUGGGUACAAUUUUUUUUCAUCAAAAUGGGAGUUUUCUACAUUGGCUCGAUUCCUCUCACUUAGACCAAUGAAUGCACGUGGUGUGGAUGAUUGCCUCAGUGAUGAUUUCUGGCAAUAUGCUUUAAUUAAGCAACAAGCAGCCACCUCCAAUCUCAAGUAUAUUACAACAUAUGAAGUUGUCUGCAGUGCAGUUCCUGAUGGAAACAAGCUCAAUGAUGUGCUUUACAGUGCUAGUCAAAAGAGCAGUCCAGUUUUUCCUGAAAUGGUGAAACAGUUGACAGAGUGCAAGAAAGGUCCCUUUGAUUGGCAUACUGCAGUAGUAGUAAAUCAAUGUCGUUAA